AUGUUACAAGUGAUUGGACAUAGAGGAUUUAAAGCCAAGUACCCAGAGAAUACAUUACUAUGUUACGAGAAAGCACAUGAAGCGGGAUCGGAAGUAAUCGAGACUGAUUUACAGUUGACUAAAGAUGGUAAGAUAGUAAUGAACCAUGAUAUCAAUACAGAGAGAGUUUGGGACCAAAAUGUCGUGAUAGGUGAGACGAACUUGGAUGAAUUACUACUGUUGAAGAGUAAGAUAAAUCCAGAAAUCAGGAUAACGACAUUCAAGGACGCCUUACAAUGGUUAAAAGAACACCCUACAAUGAAAUUUAUGUUGGAUAUCAAGCCUACAAAUGAUAAGGUUCUUUUAAUCAAGGCGAUUCUUGAAAUGAGAGCAGUAGUCGAUGAUUUAGAUUUCUGGAGGCAACGUUUGAUGUUCGGAUUGUGGCAACUUGAUUGGUACAAAUACGGGGUCACCACGGCCACACUGAAGGGUUUCAAGAUCGUGGCCAUCUUACCCUUCACAGCGAUGGCUACUAAAUUUGUCGAAUACUCUAAAUCCUUGAGCGAUGACAACUACAAGUUGCAUGGUGUCAGUCUUCAUUUCAUUAACUCUUGGAAACCCGAUUUCAAGAAAACUGUAUUACCAUACUUGCAAGAAAACAACCUUGCCGUAUACCUUUGGACCGUCAAUUCCGAAAUUGACAUCAAAUAUAUCAGUAGUAUGACCAUUACCGGGAUUAUCGUUGAUGAUCCGGUAGCUUCAGUGUCAAUUCGAGAUGAGUACAUUCGGAAAGCAGUGCCGUUUGUACCGCCAAUUUUCAAUAGCUCUGAAGGUUUUAGACUAUACCUUAGACUUCGGGUAUUCGAAGUGGCUGAAAGGAUCCUUAGCUCAAGAUGGGCCACUGUCCCAGUAUUCCAUGAUAUCACCUUGUUGAAAGUAACCGUUUUAUUGUUAAGAAGAAUCCACUUCAUUUAA
Molecule: messenger RNA, 954 nt
Organism: Kluyveromyces lactis
Lineage: Eukaryota; Fungi; Ascomycota; Saccharomycetes; Saccharomycetales; Saccharomycetaceae
Gene: PGC1
Product: phosphatidylglycerol phospholipase
Exons: 1
Coding region: 1-954 (317 amino acids)
Biological process (GO): lipid metabolic process
Molecular function (GO): phosphoric diester hydrolase activity
Source: RefSeq, a predicted model, not a curated record